Messenger RNA from Rattus rattus (black rat), 2122 nucleotides. It is a transcript of the gene Casp4, whose product is annotated as caspase 4. Bases 68 to 1189 code for a protein of 373 amino acids. Gene Ontology annotation, cellular component: protein-containing complex. The transcript has 9 exons. Lineage: Eukaryota; Metazoa; Chordata; Mammalia; Rodentia; Muridae. Gene Ontology annotation, biological process: proteolysis; regulation of apoptotic process. Gene Ontology annotation, molecular function: caspase binding; cysteine-type endopeptidase activity. The record is from RefSeq and is a predicted model, not a curated record.
CCCAAGUAACUUUCAGUUUAUUCUCCGAAGCUCUCUGCAGGGUGCGAAAGAACUGAGGCUUUUCCUCAUGGCUGAAAACAACCACCCUGAUAAACCACUUAAGGUGUUGGAAGAACUGGGCAAAGAAUUCCUUACAGAGUACCUAGAAAAAUUGGUACAAAGCAAUGUAUUGAAAUUAAAGGAAGAAGAGAAACAAAAAUUUAACAAUGCUGAACGCAGUGACAAGCGCUGGGUUUUUGUAGAUGCCCUGAAAAGGAAACACAACCAAGUGGGCAAAAUGCUUCUCCAGACAUUUCUUAAUGUGGACUCAGGCAGCCACCAUGGUGAAGCUAAUUUGGAAAUGGAGGAACCAGAAGAAUCAGUGGACACUCUCAAGCUUUGUUCCUCCGAGGAGUUCACAAGGCUGUGCAGAGAAAAGAAGCAAGAAAUUUACCCAAUAAAGGAGACCAAUGGCCGUACUCGAAAGGCUCUUAUCAUAUGCAAUACAGAGUUCAAACAUCUCUCUCUGAGAUAUGGGGCUAACAUUGACAUUAGUGGCAUGAAAGGCCUUCUUGAAGAGUUGGGCUAUGAUGUGGUGGUGAAAGAGGAGCUUACAGCUGAGGGCAUGGAAUCAGAAAUGAAAGACUUUGCUGCACUCUCAGAGCACCAAACAUCAGACAGCACAUUCCUGGUGCUAAUGUCUCAUGGCACAUUGCAGGGCCUUUGUGGAACAAUGCACAGUGAAGAAACUCCAGAUGUGCUAUUAUAUGAUACUAUCUAUCAGAUAUUCAACAAUUGUCACUGUCCAGGUCUACGAGACAAACCCAAAGUCAUCAUUGUGCAGGCCUGCAGAGGUGGAAACCCUGGGGAAGUGUGGAUCAGAGAGUCUUCAGGAGCCCACUCCUACAGAGCUGUAGAUCUACCUAGGAAUAUGGAAGCUGAUGCUGUCCGCAUGAGCCAUGUGGAGAAGGACUUCAUUGCCCUCUACUCUACAACACCACACCACUUGUCCUACAGAGACAAAACAAGAGGCUCUUACUUCAUCUCCAAACUCAUUUCCUGCUUCCGGAUACAUGCCUGCUCUUGUCAUCUAUUUGAUAUAUUUCUGAAGGUGCAACAAUCAUUUGAAAAGGCAAGUAUUAAUUCCCAGAUGCCCACCAUUGAUCGGGCAACCUUGACAAGAUAUUUCUACCUCUUUCCUGGCAAUUGAGAACAAAGCAGCUUGAAGAAGUGAUCUUGGCCAAGGAUUGUGAUAUAUACCUGCAAUUCCAGGAUUAGGGAAACUGAGGAAAGAAUAAUUAUGAAUUCAAGACCAGCCUCAGCAAUACUGUGGGAUUCUGUCACAUAAAUAAGCAAACAAGCAAAAAUAAAACAAACAAACAAAAAACUUUACCAAAAGGGAACAUGUAUUUAUUUGUGUAUAGAAAUUUAAAAAUUUAAAAAGCAAAUAAUUGUCUUAAGUUGGGUUCUUUAGUGGAGAAUGUUUAAGUUAAAAUGGUAGUAAAUUGAAGUGAUAGGGAAUAGCCAACUGUAGUUUCAACUUUAGGGCUCACAUGAUUCCACAAUAUGUGAAAAGAAAAGCAGGGAAGUUACCUCUGGAAGGAGGAUGAAAGAAAGCUGUGAUUGUAAUGGUCAGCUUUUAUUACCCAACUUGACAGAAUCAAGAGUAUCUUGGAGUCAAGCCUCUGACCAUGCCAGCGAUACAUUAUGUUGAGUAAGUCAAGUGAUGCAGAGAUGCCUAGCCUAAUAGUAGGAAGGAUCAUAUCCUAAGACUGAGACCUGGAAAGCAAGCUGUACAUGAGAACUUAUCACUUUCUUCUUGGUUAUGAGCAUAAAACCCUAAGUUCCUGGAAAAUUAAUGUCCAUCAUGAUAGACUGUACCCUCAAAACUCUGAAGCAUGGUAAACCAACUCUUCCUUCAAUUGCUUUUGUCAUAACAUUUUAAAAAUAAGAUUGCAAGUAGAUAAGAUAUAAAUGAUUAGAUGAUAUGCCUUGCACACAUUUAGAUAUUAUUAAAACAUAUAUCAGAAAGGCUGUUGAGGUGACUCAGUGAGUCAACAUACUUACUGAGGUAGGUGAAGAAUUCAUUCUGGUCCUUGGGUCCUGCAUAGUAAAAGGAGGAAAAUAAAAAUGACUAAUUUCA